AUGGAUCCGAAUGUACGUGCUACCCUUUUGGAAAUGAAUCGGAAACGAGGAAAAUUCCGGACUGAAGCUCUAAAGCGAUCACACGAGAAAGUGAAGCAAGAACUCUCCGGGAAGUUAAAGUUAAAAAAGGUUUGGAAAACUUUCAACUCAGUUGUCCCGAACCCGAGUUGUUCCGUAAAAUGUACCAGCUCUUUUCUAUACGAACUGUUUCCGUUCUGGGGGAUAAUGAGGAAAUACAGUAUACGGAGGUUCUUGUUAUCCGACUUUCUGGCGGGACUGACAGUAGCCAUCGUCCAUAUACCACAGGGAAUGGCGUACGGACUGCUUGCGGAGUUACCUCCCGUUUAUGGACUUUACAGCUCAUUUCUUCCAGUCAUUACGUACUUCUUCUUUGGUUCCUCUAAACACAUAUCUAUGGGUACAUUUGCUGUGACGAGUUUGAUGAUUGGUUCGGUCGUUCAGGAGGGCCUCGAGAGAUACGAAGCCAUGCAUGGUGGUGUUGCCACGUCUAAUUCCUCGGCAGGGUCAAGAUUGUUGAUGGGAGUAUUCCGACUCGGAUUUCUAGCGUCGUUCCUCUCCGACCCGCUGAUUAGUGGAUUCACCACGGGUGCAGCGGUGCAUGUCUUCUCCAGUCAAGUGCAUCACCUUUUCGGGGUGAAAGUUCAUCCAUACCACGGUCCACUGCGUCUCAUAUAUUUUUACAGGGAUUUUUUCCGGAACAUCCACACCGUGAAUCCAGUGACAGCCACUGCAUCCGUCACAUGUAUCUUUGUUCUCGUCCUCAUCAAGGAGGGGGUUAAUUACAACCCUAACUGUCAGCCCGACCUCCCAGCUCCCGUACCUAUAGAGCUUAUUGUGGUAAUUGCGUCUACUGUGAUAUCAUAUUAUACGAGGAUUCACGAGGAGUUCCAAGUAGAUGUGGUCGGCAUGAUUCCGAGAGGCCUGCCCCCUGCCAGCGCCCACGACCUACGAUAUGUGUGGGAGACGUUUGCAGACGGACUGAUGAUGGGUUUUGUUGCCUUCACCAUAUCUUAUGCUAUGGCGAAAAUACUGGCCGAAAAACACGACUACGCCGUCAACACAAACCAGGAACUUGUCGCUAACGGGAUGUGCAACUUCAUGGGUUCCUUUUUCUCGUGCUUUUGUUCUGCGGCGUCUCUGUCCAGGAGUCUGGUACAGGACAAUGCAGGCGGCUGUACGCAGAUGGUGGGAAUAUUUUCAUCAUUUGUACUUCUCAUAGUUCUCCUCUAUAUUGGACCAUUUUUUUCAUCUUUACCAAAUUGUAUCCUGGCCUGUAUUGUCAUCGUGACGCUGAAAGGCAUGUUCAAACAAUUCAACCAGAUGCGAAUUCUUUGGAAGCUUUGCAGACGAGACUUUGCUGUAUGGCUCGUGACGUUUAUUGCCACUGUUGUCCUAGAUGUUGCCCUUGGUCUGCUUGUUGGUGUCAUAUUUGCACUAUACUUUAUAGUGAGGAAUUCACAAAAGCCUCAUACGUGUAUACUUGGAAGAGUACCCGGGACAUCAACGUACAAGGAUAUGAAAAGAAAUCGACAGGUAUAUGAAUUGCCAGGAAUAAAGAUAUUUCGGUUCGAGUCAUCCUUGUAUUUUGCGAAUGCUGAACAGUUCAGAGAUCGUCUUUACGAGAGAACAGGUCUGAAUCCAAAGAAGCUUAAAGGAAAGAAACAAAGAGCUUUAUACAAAGCCCUUCUUCAAAGGAAGAGGGAACAAGAGUUAGCAGAAUUAGAGGAACGAAACUUAAAGUCUAAGUCCAAAAAGGAUAAGCGUCAAAAGAACGCUAUAGAGAUAGAAAUAGAAGAGGAAAUACCGGAGGAGUUAACUGACGAACAUAAAAACCUACUGAUUGAACAGAAGAAUGAGAUUGUGGAUCUCUUCUCCAAGGCGUGGAUACCUCCCAUACACACCCUCGUUAUAGACUGUUCUGUUAUCGAUUACGUAGACACCAGUGCUGUCAAAAUUCUAGCCCAGAUAGUGAACGAGUAUAAAGACGUGGGAAUAAAGGUUUUUCUCGCAGGUUUGAGGGAGGAUGGACGGAACAUCCUGAAGAAGGCCGACUUUUACCAUGAAGUCGAGUACAACUGCUUGUAUUAUACUGUACACGAAGCUGUGGUGAUAUCACAGGAAAUCCAUGCGCAUUUGGUCCAAUCCGAUCCAAAGUACCUACAGAUGGUUAAACGAGAGUUCGGAGAUACCUCGUCAUUUACCAACCUUACGACAGUCGGAGAGUGUUCCGAGGAAGUGGACAUGACUACUCAGGUGUAAAACUCCUCCGCAGUAAGAGGCGAUACAUGCUAUACCCUACAGAAUUUACUGGUGUGAAUACUUCAACGUAAACACAAAAUAAGCUGUCCCGCAACACAUUUGCUGAAUUGUUCCAAAUUCGAUGUAUAUUUAUAAAGUGUUUGGAUUCUUAUCAUUGACUAUGACCGAUGUUCAAAGACUAAGGAGAGGGACAAGGAAAGACAACUCCGUGUCAUCAUGUACAUAUAUACGACUGGAGCGAUAGAUAUUUUCAUCAUUUUAAAGUGUUGAGAAUGGAAAUAGUAAUUAUGUGCCUUGAACAUGUGAACCUAUUUGCUCGGUGCAUAUGUGAGAAAAUGUGAAAUAUAUCAUAUAAGUAGAAGAUAGUAGACUUAUACUGAGUUACAUCGAAAUCAUACAGAUAUUAAUUAUUUAUGCAAGGAUUUCGUUUGCUCAGUUGUAUCUUUAUUUUGAAAUUAAAAGAAAGUCUCGCGAUUUUGUGCUAAAUUAAAUUAGAUUGUUCGGUAAAAAAAAAUCAUCAACGAAUGAUCUAUCUUUUAAGACGUGUAUAGAUUCCUAUUGAUAGGCGUGCAAAUUUUAGAUAUGUACUCUGUUCGAUUGUGUUCACUGUCAUCGUACCAUAACCAGUAUUCCAUUGAACAGUCGACUACAUAUCUAAAAAGUGAAACAAUACAUAUACAAUUUACAAAUAGCUGUGUUCACUUCAUGCUCAUUUCGUUGUUAUCUUAUAUCUAUGCACAAUAUCAUUUUGUACAGUUUGAUUAAACCACACUAUCUACGAAAAA
This is a messenger RNA of Pecten maximus, 3065 nucleotides long. RefSeq names its product prestin-like. NCBI's taxonomy places the organism in Eukaryota, Metazoa, Mollusca, Bivalvia, Pectinida, Pectinidae. Gene Ontology annotation, molecular function: chloride transmembrane transporter activity; bicarbonate transmembrane transporter activity; secondary active sulfate transmembrane transporter activity. Gene Ontology annotation, biological process: transmembrane transport. Gene Ontology annotation, cellular component: membrane. The transcript has 18 exons. Bases 1 to 2280 code for a protein of 759 amino acids. The record is from RefSeq and is a predicted model, not a curated record.